Molecule: messenger RNA, 5930 nt
Organism: Anopheles merus
Lineage: Eukaryota; Metazoa; Arthropoda; Insecta; Diptera; Culicidae
Exons: 13
Coding region: 1165-4485 (1106 amino acids)
Molecular function (GO): calcium ion binding
Source: RefSeq, a predicted model, not a curated record
GCUCGUCAGUUUGCGCCAGAAAGCCAUCGCGAGAUGAGGCACGCGUACGCAGCGUCGGCUACGGAAACAGCUGAAACAUUCUCCCUGCACUGGUGUUGUUGUCGUUGGUGAACGCGGUGAACGAUUGUUGUUGCCCGACACACACAGGACGAAUGCAUUCCAUUCCUCGAUAAACAUAUAUCCACGUGUGAUUUCUCCACAGAGUUUGUGUGUAUGUGCAUGUGUGUGUGUGUGUGUUCAAAAAAAAAAAAGUAAACCGGCGCGAACGUGCCAAGCCUAUCCAAGCAGCCACCGAUUGCAAUCGUGUGUUGCUGCUCCACUUGGCAAUGUAGGCCGUUGGUGAGUCGUUAAGGAAAAGAAGAAGGUGUGAGCGUGUGUGUGAUAGAGUUGUGUGCAUCCCCCUCCCCCACCCGUUCACAGUAUCCCCCUCCCCAGGUGGGAAAAAAAGUUUCACAAAAGAAGGAUUUUCACCCUCGGUCUGCUGUGAAAAACCCGCACAGCGGAAGCGUUUGGAAAAUCGGAAGGUGAAAGGUGUCCCGGUGUUUCGGUUGUGCGAAAAGCAUAAAGAAAGUGCAUUCUGUAUCUCUAGUGGGGAGUGUGUGUGUGUGUUAGUGGGGAAAAGCCUCUGGGAGGGCAGGAGGGAGUGUGUGAAGCUUUGCAUAUUUGCUAGCGUUGUGUGCAGUGCGAUUUAUUUCACACUUAAGCUUGAAUGCUGUUGUGCCCCGUGAAAAGGGGAAUUUUAAACUAGAAUCUUAAUUUUUCAUAGAGUGCGUGAGAAAGAGAGAGAAAGAGAGAGAGAGAGAGAGAGAGAGAGAGAGAGGAAGAAAGAGAGCGAACAACUCAGCUGAUUUUAAAUCCCCGGUGCAGCUGGUCACCCUGCUAGCGGGCGGGUUGCUGAGUUGAUUUAUUUGUUGUUUGCUUUCGUUGCGGCGGGCUGCGCACAUUCUCCGGUGUGUAAUGACGGCUGGAACCGUUUGAAUAAGGAACGUCGUCAUCGUUUUUUUCUUGCUUUGUUUUGCGGAAGCUUUAACUAAUAAAAUAAUAAAAAAAACAGAACAUCGUGAACGAGCAAAGAGAGGAGCAAGACACAAACAAAACAAACGUCGGGAGUGUCCCUUUGCUUUUAAUGACGGCAGCAAGGACGAUAGCGACCGAAACAGCACCAUGACGUUAAGGAUAAUACCGAUUCUGGUCGGCGCCACCGCUCUCCACCUUCUCCUGCUAGGGGUGAACUUUGGCACGGCAACCGCUAAUAAUCAUCAAUUAUCGUCUUCAUCAUCGUCAUCAUCAUCCUCAGCAGCAGUGACAGUAUCCAGUACGCCACUAUCACCAGCCGGGGACGCGCUCGGUGCCGUAACGCCUCCGGCAGAAGCGGCACAAUUAGUAGACAAUAAAAUCCACGACAAACGGCACGGCGAGCUGCCGACCACUGACGCCCCGGGACGCCAGAAGCGGGCGGAUAUUUUUAGCGAUAAUGUGCUGGCAAAUAAUUAUCAGCUUACCGAGAGCACUGGGCACCGGUGGGACGCAAGUGGGUCACCCCCGCAGCCGAGGAUCACCGAGGAGGUGCUGCUCGUCAGCAACCUGACCGAGGAGCGGGCACGCGAAGAGAACGAGCUGCUGGAGCAUCUGAACCGCGACCGAUUCCACGGCAGCCAAAUCAAGCUCGAUAACAGCGCGGACGAGCCGGAAGCGGGCGGUGGUUCGCCACGCGGCGGAAGCAAAAAGGGCCGCCGACGAAAAGGCCACAAGAAGCACAAGCACAAGAAGAUCAAGCUGCUUCCGGUGACGCUCGUCGGUGUGCCGGUGGACGAGGACGGCCGACCGGAUACCGGCAUCAUCGAGGGGCUGACGGGCGCGGCCGACGGUGCGUGGUCGUUGAAGCUUGCCGGCGGCACGGAACGGGAUGAAGCGACCGCUGCCGAGCGAACGCAGCUACCAGCGACGGCGGAAGGGCGCGCGGUCGAGAUGGUGGACGUGUGGAAGGAAACGACCAUGCCUCCGUCCCGGCCCAAUAAGGAAAUGGCUGCAGAGGACCAACGACCGGCGAUGGUUUCCGGGUUUCCACCGCCACCGAUGCUGGCGGCCGACGGACACCUGGUGUUUGGCAGUGCGGGCGGCAUGCAAAUACUACCUGCGGGGGCUGCAGUAACAGCGGCAGAAACAGCAACAGCCCAUCGCCCGGACGACCAGCGCACGCAGAGGAAACGCGAAAAGCAGCAACGGAAACAAUUACAGAAAGCAGCCCAGCAGCGAAAAGUCGUCAAUCCACCGCUACCCCCAUUGCCGUCCGGCGUGACCGUGUCCAGCGCCAGCACCGUCACCUUCCCCGCCGACGAUCACAAGGGCACGGAGACGGUAUCGGUGGCGCGCGUCAUCAUUUCGGGCGAUCUGUCCUGCAUGAAGGACGACUUCAUUCCCGCACCGGCCAUCGCAAACGGUGACAUCAAAUAUUUGCGUAACGAUUUGUACGGCUUGGAAAAUUCCUUCCUCGAGGCAGAAUAUCACUGCCGGAUGGGCUACCGGUUGCGGCUGAAGGAUGAUGGACGUGCCCGCAGCCCAUCGCCCAUCGUUACCUCGACCGGUGCCCUCGCCAACGCCAAUCUGGUCUGCCGUAAGUCGCGCUGGAUCGGCAAACGGCCGGCCUGUGUGCGGAUUAAGCCCGCGCCCCAUCAGCUGCCACCGUCCGCCGUCUGGCCCGCGCUGUCCCGACCGCUCGAUGGGGACGGUACGGCACGCUCGCUGAACGUGAACCCUUGCGGGAAGGAUCAUCGGUGCCCACAGGCCUGCCACCGUGUGUCGGCGGCAGCGGCGGCGGACGGUACGCCCAACGGCUUAAACCGCACCACCGUCUGCUCCUGCUACAAAGGAUUUAAAAUGGUCAACCAUCGGUGUGUGGAUAUCAACGAGUGCAUCGAGUACGGUGAGGAUGUGUGCGAGUACGGCUGCUCCAACACGAUCGGCUCGUUUACAUGCAAAUGCCCGAGAGGAUUGCGAGUUACGGACAAUAAUAAAUGCAUGGAUGUAAACGAGUGUUUGCUGCGAAACGGCCACGGCCCCUGCCAGGAUACGUGCAUCAACACGUGGAGCAGCUACAGGUGCACCUGCGACGGGCUGCCGGGGACGCGGCUAGCGCCCGACGGCCACUCCUGCGAGGACAUCGACGAAUGUACGGUGAACAAUGGCGGCUGCUCGCACACCUGCCUCAAUACGCUCGGGCGUGCGUUCUGCGUCUGCCCGGAGGGGUACAUGCUGGACGAGGACUGGAAGACGUGCGUCGAUGUGGACGAGUGUGCCAACCAGCGAUCGAUAGCGACCGAGCAUCGGUGCCACGGCCGGUGCAUCAAUACGGUCGGGUCGUACCGGUGCGAGCCCGCGGACGACCCGGUCGUCGGCCAGUCGGUGAAUGGAGCAAUGGAGCGAACGGAUGAGGCCGUGGAGGGCGGUGAAGGCGAGCUGGAGCAACCGGACUACGACACGCUCUGCCCGACCGGCUAUCAUUUCAACACGACGAUGGGCGAUUGCCAAGAUACGAACGAGUGUAGCGUCGCUAAUGGCGGAUGUCAGCAGCAUUGUAUCAACAGUGACGGAAGCUACUACUGCUCGUGCAAGUACGGCUUCAAGCUGGACGCCGACAAGCGUUCCUGUCUCGUACUGAACGACUCGCUCCGGCUAGCCGAUAUUGCCUGCCCGCCACUGUUUCCACCCCGGCACGGUUACCUCGAGUGCAGCCGGCCGAUCGACGAAAUUGCGGACGGCCCGAACGGGGGCAGCCUAAAGAUUACCAAUCGGCCCGGCAGCCAGUGCAUCCUGAAGUGUCCCACCGGGUACCGGCUGGAGGGCAAGUUUUCGAAAAUCUGUGGCACCGCCGGCGAAUGGAUUGGCGACGAGAAUGGCACCUGCAUACGGUACCCACAACCGAAGCUGAUCUGUCCCACUAGCGUUAAUGUGGAGCUGCACCCGAACGAAACCGAAACCACAACGGUACGGCUGCGGCGACCAGAAACGGACGUCAGCUGGGAGCGGGACGUGCAGGUUGAACCGGACUGGGUGAAGAAGGACAGCUUCCCGCUAGCGCUCGGAAGCCUUAACGUCAGCUACACUGCUCGACAUCCCGUCUCGAAGCUGCACACCGAAUGUAACUUCCUCAUCAACGUACUGCCUGGCUCGCCACCCCGUGUUGACUUCUGCCCGGACACGCAGGUGUACACGAUCGAGGGACGGCAUCAGAGCGUAAAAGCGACCUGGGAGGAGCCGGUCUUUUCGGACAAUGUCGGUGUGGUUACGAUCACAAAAUCAAAUAGCCCCGGAACGGACUUUGGUGCUGGCAGUCAUCUAAUCACGUACGAAGCGCACGACGACGCGGAAUGGAAGAGCAAGUGCGUCUUCAAGAUCGUCGUGAACGUGAACCCCGACCAGCAGCAGCAACCAACGGCACAGUCGCACUUCCAGCUACCGAUACUGUACAAUCGGUUCUACUUCUAAAACAGAUCGUGGCCAUCACCAGGACCAGGCGCACGGUAUAGCGGUGCGCUCGCCGCAUUGUACAGAUUGGAGAGGUGUGCAUAUUUUACAAGAAGACUAGAGCAAGCAGGUUUUUCGUAGGCACCGUUUGGCGAUGAGCAAGUUUUUGUGGGCAGCAAACAUGCAAAACACAAGGUAGGCAAAACGAAAGCUUUUUACGUCGCCACCAAGGCCAGCGCGGUGCUUGAAUAAGUGAAAUACAAUAAUGCAAGAGUUUAUGCUAUACAACUGAGCCGUGAAAAGGGGAUGCAAAUAAAAGGGAGCAAGUAAUACGAGACCGAAUGUGUGUGAAAUUACGUUGAAAAAGGAAGAACCAUUACUUCUGAGUGCACGCUUUCAUCACACCCGGCAGCAUUCUUGCUUGCACACUCACUCACACCCCUGCUCGCGAGGUGAGUUGCAGAGGGAGAUUAUACAUAACAAGCAAAUAUCAAGUCGUACAUAUACAGAUUCUAAGGUUUAGUUUGGUAAGGAUAUUUAGCCGUAAGCCAUUCAGUAUAUUAAAGCAAAACACACAUUGCGGUGCGAGUUUUGGCGAGCGAUUAUCAUUCGAUGGAUGAAAGGUUUAAUCAAAAAACCCCACAUCAAUAUACAUGACAGUCUAGACAGUGGUGGUAGCAGUUUCGGUUUGUUCUUUGGCCGGUGGCGUGUAUGUAAAUAGCAUCUUACGCUGAAUUUGAACAUUAUUUAAAAACAAACAUGCAAAACAAUAUGUCUCAAUUGAGAUGAGCAGAGGAAAAUAUUUGAUGAUAAGAUGAAUUGCAGAAAAGAGAAAUUUUCUACACAAAACAAUAACAUGCCCAAAUUGAUAAAGAGAAGAAAAGAAAGAUAUCAGUCUCUUAGCUAAUGGCAGAAACAAAAUGGUUUGUUCUCUCGAUUGCAUACUGUGUAAAUAGCGCUGCUUUUUUAAAUCAGCGCCUUAAAGUAUGCUAUCCAACUGGAAUUGCUACGUCAACAGCUUGUGUUUCGUCUGUUUUAAGCAUAAUUCUCCACACUGGAAACACGGAUGGGCAUGCUUCGUCCAGCUGUCCGUUAGAAAGUAGCUCUCAUGCUGGACAGGGGGAAGUAACUGAUUGAACCAAAAUAGUGUGCAGCAGCAGCUUAGCGAUCGUAGGGCAAACAAAGGCUUUAGUUUCGUGGUUUAAAUGUAAUGAUAGUGCUGCAAUCCCCUCCCCUACUUUCAACAGCUAUUCCUUUCAAUAAUUCAACACUUGUCCGGGUACGGAGAGGUUUGGGGCAGGCAGGAAAGAACAUCCCGAACCCGGACGAGCUGAACCAUGUCUGUAUAGCGCGUUCACCGUGCACCGAUGGUACACGAUGGACGAUGGUUCGGCCAUUCAAAUAUCAAUAAAACGAAACCAAUGGUGAAAUGAAUUUCAGACAAAAUGGAACACACGAAAAACACA